AUGCACCUCUCACGCCCCAUGCUCUGCUCGGCGAGGGGGGAGAUCCGCGGAUCCGAGGACGCACGAGAGCGGANUGCUGCCUCCGCCGGACCGUCGCCGUCGCCGUCGCUCCCGGACUGGUCGUCCUCAUCCAUUGAGGCUGAGCAGUCCCCGCCGCAACCGCACCAAGACCGGCGGACCACACAGUCGGCGACCGCACCGGGGUACGCACCUCUCACGCCCCAUGCUUCGAGACUGCUCGGCGAGGGGGGAGAUCCGCGGAUCCGAGGACGCACGAGAGCGGAAGCGCGCACCAUCGCCCAGCAACAGCUUUCUGCCCUAUCGGUGGACCGGCAGUUGCCAUCACUGCAGGACGAUGCCGUCACCACACCUCUGCCUCCGACCGAGAUCACCAUGGGGAUGCUGGCUCAAGCAAACGAAGACGAUUGGAAGGGGGUGGCGAGAAGGGGGGCGGAGGCGAGCAGCUCGCGAGGAGUGAGGGGGUGGGNACCUCUGCCUCCGACCGAGAUCACCAUGGGGAUGCUGGCUCAAGCAAACGAAGACGUCCUCCUCUCCAUGCUGAAUGCUCGGCGAGUCAUGAACGGCAAGACAAUGCUCCGGCCAGGAUUGGAGGGGGGUGGCGAGAAGGGGGGCGGAGGCGAGCAGCUCGCGAGGAGUGAGGGGGUGGGAGAGAGCACGGGAAAGCUUCCGGAGGUGGACACCGGCGAGGAGGGACGCAUGGGGAAUGGUUGGUCGAUCGGUCCGUCUGAGCGGGGCGUUCCGCUCGGACUUGUGGCGCGUCUUGCGACGCGCGACGACCUCGACUCAGCUGUGCGCGAGAUGGAGCCGCCUCUCUUGCGACUCGACAUGCCGCGCUGCCACGCCAAGGACCUCCGAGUACCCCAGACUUUCAAAGAGGCAAAGCAGUGCGAGCACAGCGAGCAGUUCAUGGAUGCGGCCAAGCGUGAGGUGUUUGGAUUGCUAGAAGGAGACGCGUUUAAGUUUGUUGGACCGCAUCUAGAGAGUGUGGGGACGAAGGAAAGGUGUGAUCAAUUCGGCAAGGACCUGGGAGAGUACGUGCCAGCAAAGUCUCUAGGGGAGUUGAAGUGGCCGGAUAUCGCGAAUUCGGUGAGAGCAGUGGUGAGGUACUGUAGUGCACCGAAGUUGAUCAACUGGAAGGCUGCACUUCGCAUUUUAGGAUAUGCAGUUAGGACUAGUUCUUUGGGGAUUUCUUUUCAGAGGAGGACGGUUUCGGGAUUUUCUUUGAUUGCGUUUGUCGACGCGGACUACGCUUCCCGUGCGGCAGACCGUAGGUCGGUUUCGGGAGGGGUAGUGAUGUGUGCAGGAGGGGCGAUUGCAUGGUUCUCCAAGACUCAGGAAUGUGUGACUUUGUCUACCACGCAGGCAGAAUACGUGGCGAUGGCGGACAUGGGGAAGGUGAUUUUGUUUUUGAGGCAGGUUUGGCGUUUCAUGUUGCCUAAGGAGUUGCGGCCGUGCAGUCCACUGCAUGAAGAUAACGAAGGGGCUAUCCAGAUCGCAAAACACCCGAUCUCGAAUUCCAACUCGAAGCACAUCGACGUGCGGCAUCACUUCCUCAGGCAGCUCGUAGAUGAGAAGGAGGUAGAUAUCAUCCACGGAGCGUCGAAGUAUCAGCAUGCUGACUUCCUCACGAAGGCGCUACCUGAGAGAGAGUUGUUUCCCACCGGGACUACGUGA
This is a messenger RNA of Ectocarpus sp. CCAP 1310/34, 1695 nucleotides long. Lineage: Eukaryota; Phaeophyceae; Ectocarpales; Ectocarpaceae. The record is from the annotation of a GenBank genome assembly.